Molecule: messenger RNA, 8718 nt
Organism: Platichthys flesus (European flounder)
Lineage: Eukaryota; Metazoa; Chordata; Actinopteri; Pleuronectiformes; Pleuronectidae
Gene: rab44
Product: RAB44, member RAS oncogene family
Exons: 9
Coding region: 518-7837 (2439 amino acids)
Molecular function (GO): GTP binding; GTPase activity
Source: RefSeq, a predicted model, not a curated record
UAAGCUCAACUAAAUUCAGGAAGUACCAAAUGUUGUUGCAUGUAGUUGAUAGAGGAUGCGUGCGAGGCUCACACAGGAAGUUUCAAGACCAAGUUGCAGUAUAGGAACACCCCCGUAUGAAAGGUUGAGCUGAAGCUGACUACUUGACAUUAGAAAGCAGCUCAUGAGAUAUGACAGAGGUAUCGGAUUUGGGUGAGUAGAUAAGGCAGAUAACCAUGCAGAAGGACUUGAAAUGUAAUAUGAACUGAAUCCAUUUUGCCUUUAUGUUGUCAUUGUUGGAGCUUAUUCUUCUAAAAAUUAGAGUUUUCUAUUUUUUUUGAAGUGUUACAAAAGCAUUGUCAGUUCUUGCUGUAUGUGGGUUGUAGAGAAGCUAAUAGUGUUUUUCUUAUGUUUCCACAUGGUUAAUCCAAGUUGAAGAUAGAACUAAUUUACUAGAUUCAGUUAGGGUUUGUUAGAACUGAACUUGAUCUCUUGCAUUACUUAAUGUCUCAUGCUUUAGGAGAGAAGAUUAGAGAUCAUGUCUGCUCACAGAACAAAGCAAAGCCUUGAUUUACAUCACUUGGUUGUUAACCAAAGUGAAACACCCAAGGCAGACGAGUUCCAUGUAGCAGGCGAUACUAAUGUACCACAACCAGAAGGAGAUACGGGACCAUUAAGUUUAUCGUCUAGUUCCCACAGUUCACAGUCUGAAACGCAGCCUCUUACUUCAGCAAACAGAAGAAAGCUGGGGUCCAGAAGAAGAAAUAAACAGCAGCAACAUGUGACGGACUCAGCAACCGAGAAACAGGACAAACCUAGAGAGGAACUUGAGGGAAACACCAAGUGUAAUGAAGCCCUCGAAACAAAACAACCUGAGAGGCAGGAAGAGUUAAAUAAUCAAGCUAGCAAGGAUGAUUCAUCUGUAACACGUGGCAGCUCUUUAUGGUCAUCCACCACCUCUGGUUAUUCUUGUGAAGUUCAGGUCCCUUCAACAAAAAACCCACAGGACAUCCCAGAAAUUCUGAUUCUUAAAAACGGAAAUAAACAGGCAGACAAAGAUGAAAAACUGCCAUAUUCGUAUGGCUUAGUGGAAACCAAGCUGGAAGUGACUGGUGCAGCUUCCUUUCUUCAGAGUGAGGAAAUCAAAGAAAAUACUGCUAGCAGCUCUGACUUGAUUAGCUCUCCCAGUGUGACAGAAAAUGAAAAGAGAAGAGAGGAAGAGUCCGACCUGUUAAGGCAAGAUGGGAAUGUUGAGGGCAACUAUUUGAAGGGUGAGUCACAUGCACAAUCUAUAGACACAAGGUUUUCUACGACACCAGAGGUAACCACCGACAAAUGCAACCCCAAGCAAAAUACUGAACCUGCAGAUAUAAAAAAUGAGAACUUCUCCCUUCAUUUGGACGCUCAGCUUCAGGAUUGCUCUGUCAGUACAAAGGAGAGCAUUGACACCAAUUUCAGCACAUCGGUGAACCGAAGAAAACUGGGGUCUGCUCGUAGAAAUAAAAGGCCACCGCAUGUAAAGGAUCCUGUCACUGAAUCUGAAGGGGAACCUGUUGAAAAGUUUGCGGGUUUUGACUUCUUUGAAACAGCAAUAGUUUCAUCAUUAACAGAGACAGAUGUGACGUCUGUGGAAGCCAUGCUGGAAGGAAUGAACAGAUCUCCCACUGAUGAAAUUGAAAAAAAAGAAACUGCCCAUGUUGGCAUCUCUGAGUUAAGUAGUUCAAAUUUCCUUCCAACUUCCAGUGAACCACUGAUGAACCAAUCAAAUGUCAGGGAGAUGCCACAUGAGCUUGCCAGUGUGUACUCUGAAACAAAUGUGGAAGGUAAAGAAAGAGAAGAGGAUGCAGACAUGUCAAAGCCGUGGGGGAGUUUUCACGGCAGUGACUUGACGAAUGAGCCACGUGUGAAAUCAGACUUAGAGUGCCCUAUGAAUCUAGAGAAACCCACAGAAGAAGACCACGGAGAACACACAGAACCUGAGCGCUUUGUUGAGCUUGCAAUAGAUUCAUCACCAAACGAGGAGUUGUCUACAUAUGAGGAACAGAAUGAGCAUUUCAGCUUAUCCGAAGUCAGUGGACCUCAGGACUUGUAUGAAGAGGAGGUUAAACCUGCAGAAAUACAUCAUUCCUUUGAUGGUGCGAAUUCUGAAAUCUGUUUGGCAAACCUGACAGACCAAGCUGAAGUCGGUGACUCAUUCAGAUCUGAGUCGAGUGUGAAGGGGAUGGAAGAUUCAGUUACUGAGCAGGAAGUCUCAAAACCUGAUUAUAAACAGGACGAACCCCCUGAAAUGCAAAGCAAUGUAGAGGCUUUCAAACAGAUGAAUGAAGAUGAUCAAGUAUAUGAUCCAAAGAAACCAGAGACCAGUGACAUGGAGGGACUGGACACUGCAGUCGUUCAAGUAUAUGCAAAUGAAGGCCAAUUAGAGGAUGAUAUAAAACCCAGCGUGGAACAAACAAGUCAUCAGGAGAAAGAAGGAGUCCCCACUGACAUGACUGAGAGCAAAUCUCCUCUAGAGAGUGCGGAAUCCGAAACAUUUUCUCCUUUUGACUCACAACAUCAGGACACUUCAUUAAUAAUAGAUGACCAAAACAACACCGACUUCAACCCAAUUAGCAACAGAAGAAAACUGGGUUCUAGUCGUAGAAAUAAAAGACAGAAGAUUGUGGAGAGCCCUAGUGUUGAAUCAGAGAUGUCAUUAAUGCUAGACACAGACAUCCAAGAAUUAUCAAUGCAAAUGAUGCAGGAAGGAAGGGACAAAGCAGACCCAUCUCAGACUGAAGAUGUCUGUGAUGAAAAUCAAGAAAGUGCACAUAGUAGCCACACUGGAUUAAGUAGUGUUAGUGUACAUUCAAGUUCUCCAGUUGAGCAACAGGUAACUGAACAACCAAAUUCCUCAGCCAGCACUCACUCUCCAGUAACAGAUACAGAAAGUAAACAGGACACAGAUCUUUUAAUGCGGUGGGGAUUUUUACAGGCCGACAACUCGCUGUAUGACACCCAUUUAAAAGCAGAGAGUUUGGAGUCCUCCACCCAACCAGAGAUAACCACAGAAAAAAGCAGCUACAGAGAACAUACAUGGCCUAAAUAUGGAAUUGAGCAAGUGGCAGAUUCAUCACCAAAAGAGGAGAUGUCUAUAAUGAUGAGUCAAAAUGAACAUUUGAGCUCAUCUGAGGUCGGAGGUACCCAGCACUCUGAGGAUGUUGUGGAGGAAGUGCAUGAAGAGGAGGUAAAGCCAAUACAUAUCGAUGACUCCUCAGUUGAGGAAAGCAACCCCUGUUUCCAAACUCUGGAAUCAGAAACAAAAUCGCCUCUUGAUUCGCAACCUGUGGAUAAUUCUGUGAGCAUCAAAGAGGAAACUCAGUCGGGCUUCAAACUCACAGGAAACAGAAGAAAACUGGGGUCCAGCCGAAGACUUAAAGGAAGACGGCACAGCCCAGAGAUUACUGGACCAGAAGAGGAGGUUGUAGAAAUUACCUGCAGUGAUGAAGAAAAGACUGAAAAAGAAACAGUGCCAACAGGAACAAUAAAUCAGGAAGAACUGAAAGAGCAAACCAGCCCAGACUUCAAUCUCACAAAGAAAAUUACAUCAGCUGUAGAGGAGCAGGAAAACACACAAGAAAUGCCCGAGGAAGACACAACUCUGUCACUGAAUAUGAUGGACAACAGAACAACAGUGACAACAGACUUUCUCAAUACUACUGAAGAAGUCAAAGAGCCAGAAGAUUUAACUCCUCUUCCAGUUUAUGAUGUAUUUCAAAUGGACUUGAUUCAAGCUGUGGAAGCCUCAGUUUGGAAUGAUAAUUCAGACUCACAAAAUAUCUCAAAUCAUGAUGACAAUGUCACGACCAAAUCUGUCCCAUCUGACUUACUCGACCAAGAAGAGACCUCUCACAUCCCAAACACAGAAUCUUCACCUUGUGACGAUGACUCAGCGGGACGAGAACUUUGUGUCCGACAGACAACUAACGUGAAUGAAUCUGAGGGAGAUGUCCUGUUAAACGAAGCAAAGAGUUUAAUGGGUGCACUAGGGUCUGUAGAGGUUGACUUGGAAGAAGAACGCAAAGAUCCUUUCAAUGAAGACCAUUUGGCUCAAGAAACAAACACUUCAAUUGAAGUCACACACGAUGAACCUUUUUCUGUUGCACAAAAUGAAACGGAAACAGUUGAAAUUGGUCCUGAGGAAAACACAAGACCAAAGCCAGCUGAGAAAGUUGGGAUUUCUCCAGCAGCAGAUGCAUCAAACAGCCGAGGAGAAACGGACAACAAAGAUAAAACAGAUCAAAGUAACUUGGAUGUGGAAGUAGAUGUGAGCAAUCUUGACAUGGUGGAGGUGAUGGAGGAGUUAUCGUCAUUAGUCACAAUAGAGGAAAAUUCCCAUUGGUCACUGAGUAAUGUGGAUAAAGAAAUGGAAAUUAAUAAAACCAGUUCUGUGCACAAUGAUGGACAAAAGCUGCAAAGCAAUACCUCUGACCUGCAGACAAUAGAGAGUAACAUGAUUCCAAACAGAGAUGAUUCAGUGGCUCUUCUUCCUGAUCAGUCAGCAUUCCACAACGAGGAAUUUGUUAAUCCUGCCGCAUUUGUUCAUGGAACUGAUAUAAAGGCUGGUGAGGUAGAUGUUAGUGAGGAGCCAACACAGCAAGAUGAUUUUAGAAGCGAUGAGUUGCAAACAACCUCUGUGAUCAUCGGUAGAAGAAGUCCAUCAAUAAAUGUGAUGCUUUCAUCACCAACAGAGUUGGUGUCUCCAAUGGAGAGUCAAAAUGAAUAUUUGAGCUCAUCUGAGGUCGGAGGUGCGCAGCACUCUGAGGAUGUUCUGGAGGAAGUGCAUGACGAGGAAGUACAGCCAAUGCAUAUCGAUGACUCCUCAGUUGAGGAAAGCAAACCCUGUGUACAAACUCUGGAAUCAGAAACCAUGUCGCCUUUUGAUUCACAACCUGUGGACAAUUCCCUGAGCAUCAAAGAGGAAACUCAGUCGGGCUUCAAGCUCACAGGCAACAGAAGAAAACUGGGGUCCAGCCGAAGACUUAAAGGAAGACGGCACGGCCCAGAGAUUACUGGACCAGAAGAGGAGGUGGUAGAAAAUACCUGCAGUGAUGAAGAAAAGACUGAAAAAGAAACAGUGUCAACAGGAACAAUAAAUCAGGAAGAAUUGAAAGAGCAAACCAGCCCAGACUUCAAUCUCACAAAGAAAAUGACAUCAGCUGUAGAGGAGCAGGAAAACACAGAAGAAAUGCCCGAGGAAGACACAACUCUGUCACUGAAUAUGAUGGACAACAGAACAACAGCAACAACAGACUUUCUCAAUUCUACUAGAGAAGUCAAAGAGCCAGAAGAUUUAACUCCUCUUCCAGUUUGUGAUGUAGUUCAAAUGGACUUGGUACAAUCUGUGGAAAUUACAUCAGCUGUCGAGGACUCUGUUAUUAUAGAAGCUCUACAAAGUGAUAAGCAAAGUCCAGAAGGCAUUAAAGAAGGCCUUAUACAGGAUCAACCUUUCAAAUCAGUAGAGGUACCAAGUGUUGUUGUGGUAGAUAAGGAGAUGUUAGAAUCUGUCAUACAAGAGCCAAACAACGCUCCUGAAGGAGCUCACAAAACCAACUCUGAGAUGAAGCAUUCAAAUCCACAUGUCAGUCCCAAUAGGCGGAGAAAGAUGGGCUCCACCCGCAGAAACCAUGGAUCACGAUCCAAAGUGAAAAACUCACAUCAAGAGCCGACACAUACACAAUCAGAGAGUGUAGAAUCCUCCAACCAAUCAGAGAAAAGCAGCUACAGAGAACACACAGAGCCUAAAUAUGGAGUUGAGCAAGUGGCAGUUUCAUCACCAACAGGGGAGAUGUCUCCAAUUGAGAGUCAAAAUGAACAUUUGAGCUCAUCUGAGGUCGGAGCUGCGCAGCACUCUGAGGAUGUUGUGGAGGAAGUGCAUGAAGAGGAAGUAAAGCCAAUACACAUGCAAACAAUGCAUCAAAUCGAUGACUCCUCAGUUGAGGAAAGAAACCCCUGUUUACAAACUCUGGAAUCAGAAAUUAAGACGCCUUUUGAUUCACAACCUGUGGAUAAUUCUGUGAGCAUCAAAGAGGAAACUCAAUCGGGCUUCAAACUCACAGGGAACAGAAGAAAACUGGGGUCAAGCCGAAGACUUAAAGGAAGACGGCACGGCCCAGAGAUCACUGGACCAGAAGAGGAGGUGGUAGAAAAUACCUGCAGUGAUGAAGAAAAGACUGAAAAAGAAACAGUGCCAACAGGAACAAUAAAUCAGGAAGAACUGAAAGAGCAAACCAGCCCAGACUUCAAUCUCACAAAGAAAAUGACAUCAGCUGUUGAAGACUCUGCUAUAAUAGAAGCUACACAGAGUGGUAAGCAAAGUCCAGAAGGCAUUAAAGAAGGCCUUAUACAGGAUCAACCUUUCAAAUCAGUAGAGGCACCAAGUGUUGUUGUGGUAGAUCAUGAGACGUUAGAAUCUGUCAUACAAGAGCCAAACAAUGCUCCUGAAGGAGAUCACAAAACCAACUCUGAGAUGAAGGAUUCAAGUCCACAUGUCAGUUCACCCAACAGGCGAAGAAAGAUGGGCUCCACCCGCAGGAACCUUGGAUCACGAUCCAAGGUGGAAAACUCAAAUCAAAAGCAAGAGCUGGAUAAAGAGGAUGUAAAUGUUGGCGAUGUUUACUCUGAAAGUGUCUCAGUAAUCGCUGAAAAGGAGCCACCGAUUAAUGAUCAGCAAGAAAGCAGUGACUCUGAGCAAAGGAAAGAGAAGGUGUUUGAAACAGUGGAAUUGAGUCACACUGGUGAAUCUCAGGGGAAAUCUCCAGCUCGGCAACCACUCGAAGAAAAUCCUGAUUCUCUCAGUCAACAAGCAGAAAGAGAGCCUCAUCUAACCCCAGAUCACCUCACUGCACUAUCCCCUCAUGAUGUUACGUCAGAACCAGCAGCUGGAGGGAGAAGAAGAAAGAUGGGAUCUAGCCGGAAGUCACGUGGACCUCAAAAGGAUGACGACAGCAUGAUGAGUGCUCAAAAAGAGAGAGAUGCGAUUCUGACUGAUGAAAGUGUUCGCAAGACAACACAAGAGCACAGAGAAGAGUCUUCGGCCCUGGAGGAAAAACUAGAGGUGGACGAAAGUGUCAAACAGUCAUCAUCCGGCGUCGGCGUCUCAAACACCCCAGAGCACUCGAGGCCUUUGAGUGGGAAGGCACCUGAAAGAGGGACUCCGGUUCAACGGCACGAUGCUGAAAUGCGCCUGAGACAAGAGAGUCAAAAGACUUUUUCUUUGGCAGGUGAUUCCAGAGGAGCAGACAUCGGAUCAAAACGUUACAACGUGAUGCUGGUUGGAGACAGCAGCGUAGGCAAGACCUCCCUGAUGCAAAGAGCUCAAAGUGGGAAGUUUUCUUUCGAAAUACCUGCCUCUAUCGGCCUUGACACCUCUUUGUGGACUGUGGUGGUGGAUGGAAAGCCUGUGGUGCUCCAGUUAUGGGACACAGCGGGUCAGGAAAGGUUUCACAGCAUCACCAGGCAGGUUUUUCAUAAAGCGCAGGCGUUUCUCCUGAUGUACGACAUCACAUGUUCUCAGAGCUUCACCGCCAUCAGCUACUGGGCAGACUGCAUCCAGGAAGCUGCACCAGAAGACGUGACCAUUUUACUUCUUGGGAACAAGAGUGAUAGUGGAAAACGGCAGGUUAACACUGAGGAGGGAGAAACCCUUGCUAAGGAGUACAACUUUGAAUUCAUGGAGUGCAGCGCUGCCACAGGUGAUAACGUGAUUCACUCUUUGGAAACCGUCGCCAGGAUGUUGAGUGAAAAAGAUGACACAAGUGAGGAAUCCAUGGUGUUACACAAAGAGCCCCCCCGGAGCAAAAGGUCAGGAUGUUGCUGAAUUUGUGACGAUGGAGAAACUCGGAUCCAAGUGGAGGUUCUGCAUUCAGUGUUCAUCACAACUAUUGUUUUAAUCCAUGGUUACAUUUCCUUUGUACGUCUGCCUUUGGACAGUUUAGUAUUUCUAUCAAGCCUGAUCAGGUCAAUGUUUGAUUUAGAUGAUAAUAUAAGAGUAUGAAUUUAUAUGUGUGCUUACUGGACAUCUCUAUGUAUAUACUAUACACCCAAUGCAGGUACUGUAUAAUACCAGGAUUCGAAGAACAUCCAAUUUUUUUCUGUAAAAAUGCUCAUUUGUAUCAUUGUUCGCUGUAUGUUUCAUCAAUUUAGAUUAAUUUACCUUCCAUGAAACACUCUGCAGUACUUUACAGGUCCAAUUUCAUAUCGAUGAUCAGAUUAAAUUGAUAUAUAUAGAAGCACUUUAGGAAUGUAAGAAUUUAUGAAAACAUAUCGUCUUGAGGUCGUAUCGACCUCUUAAAGCGCUUCACAGUACAAGACACAUCCACUCACACAUUCAUACAGACCUACUAUUCACAGCGCUCUUUCAAUCACACAUUAUUCACACACUGCCAGAGGAAACUUCAGAAUGCAGACUGGAGGAGCCGGGGAUCGAACCACCGACUUUCUAGAUACUGGUUCUACCUCCUGAUCAACAGCCACCCAAAACAAAAGGUUUUCACAAAGAAAAUCAUCUACAUCAUGCAGCUAUUUAGUGUUUGUUCUACACUGUUUGUAUUUUACAAAGUGUUAUUUCAAAAAAGUAUUAAACUCCUUGUGAUCCUUGUGUUUACCAUCUGCUCUGAAGGAAUGGUGUCGGUCUCAUAAAUUAAUUUCAUUCCUCUAUUAUUAAAGACAGUGGUAAUAAAAUGAUUGACUUGCUCUCAG